Molecule: messenger RNA, 1186 nt
Organism: Thalassophryne amazonica
Lineage: Eukaryota; Metazoa; Chordata; Actinopteri; Batrachoidiformes; Batrachoididae
Gene: tmem179ba
Product: transmembrane protein 179Ba
Exons: 5
Coding region: 55-744 (229 amino acids)
Source: RefSeq, a predicted model, not a curated record
UGCGUACCUACCUUACCGUGUGUGACUUGACAUCUUGGUGUCCGCCGCUCGAAGAUGGAGUUAGAGGGGCUGUUCUUGCUGCUGGAGCUCCUUCUGUACACCGGCUGCUUCAUCUGUGGGAUCGUCACCGCUGCCUCUGUCACUAUACUACAGGGUAAUUUUGGAGGCCGGUGCAUGCUGUACGGAAUCGUCAACUACAAUAAAACACAAAAUAUCAUCGGAUUGCAGUCAUCUAGCCCCACAUCCCUGUGUUCCUUUGUGUCAGCCAUAUCGGUUUUGGUGGCGGUGGUGUGUUUCUCACUGUUUAUGUACUGGUUGUACAACUGCUUCAUCGAUGGACAGAUCAGAAGGGCACGCAUUUGGAUGACCCUGACUGUGGGCGUGUGCGGUGUCUUCCUGUUCUUCUUGCUCAUCACAGGGUGCAUACUCAAGAUCGGACGGGACUCGUUGUGUGCCUCGAUCGUACAGAACGUGGGGAACAUUAGCAGGUGUGAACAGGCUCAGAAUAUAUCAUGGGGCCCGUCACUUCAUGGGAAACAGUUCUACAGCAGUCUACACCGUGCAGAGACUGCAGUGUGGGUGAACUUCUUCUUCUGGCUCAUCGUCGGCGUGCUGGAGUUCUUUCAAUGGCGCCAGAGUUCUCAGCUCAAAUUCAGGGAUUCUGCAGGUGGGCUUUUUGGUGAAUCGGCGGAAACCCCUGAGGAAUCUGAGCCGUUUUUCAAUCGUCCCAGACAGUCAUCGUAAUGUUGCGUGUUGAUGAGGUCCAGAAGCACUUUGAGACAAGGGUGGGAUUCAAACAUGCACGUGAAGAACCGCCUUGUAAGAGUGCAGUGUUAUUUUACUUUUUAUUUCACUGUGGGAAAUCUGGCCCACUGUCCACAUUUAACAGCUAAUGAUGCACCUUUACAGCAUUUAGAAAUGCUGGCAAACUCAUUUGUCAGGAUGUUUGUCAUCACUGUGCUCCACAAGUGUUUUUGCUGUUUAUUUGUGCCACCUAUAAAUGUGAAAUGUGCCCGAGAAACUUUUCCUGUAUCUGUUUUUGAUUAAUGUGGUAAUUUGCUAACGUAUUGCCCUCGAUGCCAUCCCCUUUUAUUUUAUAUGUCGUCCUUUUGAUUGAUUUUGAGUUGAGCUUUGUUUCUGCUGACAGUCGAGUGUUGAAUAAAAGCAAAGCACUGGCUACACUUUG